Messenger RNA from Vanessa atalanta (red admiral), 1569 nucleotides. Its product is annotated as muscle segmentation homeobox-like. The record is from RefSeq and is a predicted model, not a curated record. Gene Ontology annotation, biological process: regulation of transcription by RNA polymerase II; embryonic morphogenesis. Bases 107 to 1129 code for a protein of 340 amino acids. Gene Ontology annotation, molecular function: DNA-binding transcription factor activity, RNA polymerase II-specific; RNA polymerase II transcription regulatory region sequence-specific DNA binding. Lineage: Eukaryota; Metazoa; Arthropoda; Insecta; Lepidoptera; Nymphalidae. Gene Ontology annotation, cellular component: nucleus. The transcript has 3 exons.
CGCUCCUCGCCGGCCAGUCAACCUCCGACCGCGCCCGCAUGCGUACACGAUCCCACGAUCGCGAUCCUAGUGUGAAACUGUGCUAAAUGGAACUGACUGGCGUUCAAUGUUAAAGAAACAAAGAUACGAGGACAAAGAAGUGAACAUGGCGAUACAGAGUGUUUCGAGAUACCCGAGUAGCCCGGCGGAGGCUACCGAGCCCCCGAAAGCGUCGAGGAUCAGCUUCAGCGUCGCCUCAAUAUUGGCUGACACUAAAGCGAAUCAGGUUGAUGAGACGGCUGAAAUGAUUAGGCAUCAUCGAACGAUACCAGAAUCUCCUCUAAGACAAUCUCCGGCAGCGCAACCCGAGUUACCCGGCGGGAAGUCAUUAUCUCCCAGGCCAUCAUCCCAAACCCCUCCCCUGAAUCUAAACGCCUCCGCAACUGUGACAUCUUCGGAAGACGAAUACGAAGAUUCUGUAAAUCAAGAAGAUUCGAUAGUCGACGUCGAAGAUUUGCAAAACGGAGCUCAAAGCGAUGAGGACGAUAGAACGUCGACGCCUAAUGAGAAAGAGAGAUUAGGACCUAUAAGACCGACUCCGUUCAGCGCCUUGGCAGCGGCGGCAGCAGCCUACCACGGCCUGGGCUGGCCUGGGGCUCCAUCAGUCGUGCCAUCAUUCGGACCACUGUUUCAAUCGCAUUUCCCAGUUGGACAUAUAACAGAUGCCAAUGGCGAGCCACCAAAACUAAAAUGCAAUCUGCGUAAGCACAAACCGAACCGGAAGCCCCGGACUCCAUUCACCGCUCAACAACUGCGUGCUCUAGAGAGCAAGUUCGUAGACAAGCAGUACCUGAGCAUAGCUGAACGGGCGGAGUUCUCGUCAUCACUGGGACUGUCAGAGACACAGGUCAAAAUCUGGUUUCAAAAUCGUCGCGCUAAAGCGAAACGCGUCCAAGAAGCCGAGAUCGAGAAGCUCAAAAUGGCGCAGUUUUCCCGCCAUCCCCACCACAUGUACCCUCACCCAUUGCAGCAGUACUUCCCCCACCACCUGAUGGGAAGGCCCCUACCACCGAUGAUGCCACCGCAUUUGGCAAUGCAUAACUCUUUACCUGGCUCACCAUCUCCAAGUACACAGUCAAAUGGACAGUAAAAGAAAUUGAAAAUAAAUUGUAUAUUUUCCAAAAGUUUAAGGUCAAUUCGAAUAUAUAAAUGAGAGCAAUAAACUUCCGACAUGCAUGAAAUAUAUCAGUUUGGGUUAUUGUAAUGUAUUGGUAUUAAAAUUAAUGUGAAUGCGCGCUUAAUCGACCUCUAUAAUUUAAAAUCUUUACCAUUUAAUUUAAUAAGUUAUUUCUAUUGUUGUAUUGACGCUAAGGCUGUAUGGUGCAAUACGUUCACCUUUUUCAAGUGAUAAGAAAAAAAAAAUGUCGCCAAAAUAGAUAAGAAAACUCCCUUGUAAUUGGUCAUGUUCGAUUUUCUUAUAUAUUUGUAAAUUAUCGUGUAAAUAUAGCUUAAGUUAACGUAUUUUACUUAAUGAUGUAUUAUUUAAUUAUAAUUAAUUCUUAAUUAAAACCUUUAUAGAACCAAAUCAUA